UUCCACAAUUAUGAAACAAAAACAUUUUGAAUCGUUUUUUGAUUUUGUAUUUUGUAUUAUAUUUCUUAUCACGAAUUGUGAAGUUAGUUUCUUUGGUUCAAGGAGUGAGCGUAGGAAUCAGCCUGCUAUAUUGAAGGGCGGUGUGAAAUUCCUAGUUGUUGUUCAGCUUGAUAAAACAUGUCUGCUGGAGCAAGCAACAUUGGAGGUUGUAAUGAGCAUGGUGAUGAAGACACUCUUUCUGUCAGCUUGCUCAACACCACCGCCAAUUCAUCUCGUAAGAAUUGGACUCGAUUGUACAAUUUGUUUUUAGUUGUUGGAAGUCGUAUUAAACCCGAAAGGGAAGAGGUUUCCAUUGAAGAAGAUGGAUCUGUUCCCAAAUCGUCUUCAAAUUCUGGCUCAGCUGAUUGCUGUACGAUUGAUAUGGUUCCAACCGAAAUAGAGGAGUUUUUCAUUGAAGAAGAUGGAUCUGUUCCCAAGUCGUCGUCAACCUCUGGCUCAGCUGACUGCAGUACGAAUGAUAUGUUUGCACCCAAAAUAGAGGUUUUCCCUAAAGAAGAUGGAUCUGUUCCCAGGUCAGCUGACGAUAUUAGAAUUAACAUUCCGGAAGGCGUCGAUGGUAAUGCAAAUAUUAUAUUUCUAAGAAAGGCUGCUCAAAUUGUGAGAGACAAAGAUUUGACCUCCCUGGAGGAAGAAGGUGGAGUAAGACAAGUUAAAUCACGCCUUCAAUCUAUCUUGGCACAAGAAAUUGAUCGCAGCUUUGAAGAGCAAGCAACGGCCGUGAUAGUUACAAGCACCACUUUUGACGCAAAGGUCUUUGUUGUUUCCUUCGUGGAAGCUUCCACAACUCCUACUAUUUUUCUUCUCUUGGUCUUCGCUGCCUUGUCCUUUACCAUUGAGAUGAUGGAGGCCGAACCCAAACAUGGGUGGCAUGAUGGGGUUGCCAUACUUGUUGCUGUCUUUAUGCUUCUCAUAUUUCGGUCAGUGGCUAAUUAUCGCCGAGCAAGACGGUUGCAGAAGAGGAACAAAUUCCAUGUUAGUGUUUUAAAAGAUGGACAACCCAAAACCAUCACCAUAUCUACCCUCGUGGUUGGUCACAUCUUAUGUCUGGAGAAGGGGGAUUUUGUCCCUGCUGAUGGUUUGUUUGUUAGUGGAAAUGGUUUGAAGUUGGAUGACAAAUUGAAUCCUAAUAUCAAUCGUGAUGACAACCCAUUUCUCUUAGCUGGUUCAAAGAUUAUGGAGGGGGAAGGUCACAUGCUUGUAACAUCUGUGGGUGACAAUACAGUUUUGGCUAUAGUUGAUCCCGAUGAGAAGUCAUUGAUGGAAGGUCAGAUUGAUAAGACCAAUGCUUAUAUGGAAUAUGUUGGACUCUCUAUAUCUCUAUUAGUAUCUGCUUUGGUGCUAAUUAACCUAGUAGUGAGGAAGAUGGACAAAAACAGUAAUACAAUGCCAGAAAUAAAGGGGGGUGUUUCAGCUUACAGGGUGAUAAAAAUCUUUGCAAGGGUUUUCUUGAAUCCUAGAGGAAAAGUUCAAAUAUUGACCGGUGUUCUUACUGUUAUGGUAACUUCAUUACAACAUGGAAUUCCGGUUGUGAUUACGAUUUCCCUUUCGUACUGGAAGAAGAAGAUGGCAUCAGGGAACGCAAAUGUACAAAAUUUAUCAUCUUGUGGCACGAUUGGCAUUGUUUCAGUUAUGUGUUUCGAUGAGAACACAGUGGUUGCAUGCAAAGAAGUGAUGGAAUCCAUAGUGGGAACUCUUAAAGAGGAAGAAGUAGGGUGCAAGCUGAUGUCAAAGGAUGAGCUCGCAACAGCGCAAGUGAUGGCACAUGAAAUAGGAAUCCUGAAUCCUGAUUUACGUGAUAUGGCAAUUGAAAACAAGGAUCUUCAUGAACUUGCUGCUACUGCAGAAGGAAUGAAUAAGAUUGCUGUGAUAGGAAGCUGCAAACUCGAGGACAAAAUUCGUAUUUUACAGCGUUUGAAACAGGAUGGUCAUGUAGUGGCUUUCAUUGGGGGAAUGGCAACAAACGAUGAUCUAGCCUUGAAGGCAGCUGAUGUAGGGAUCACAAUCUGUGAGUGUAGCACUAAAAUGGCCAGAGAGAACUCUGAAAUUGUAAUUUCGUCUAGGAAUUCGCUGAGGUCACUAAUUCGCUGCUUAAAGAUGGGCAAAUGUGCUUAUGGUAAUGUUCAGACUUUCAGCCAAAUCCAACUGACUGCUAUCCUUGCCAGCUUGCUUGUAACCCUUGUCACAACAUCUAUAUUAGAUGAAUCCCCUAUAACAGGAAUCCAUAUGUUGUGGGUGAAUUCCAUUAUUUGUAUCUUAGGUGGCCUAAUGAUGGUGAUGGAGUCAUAUGGCCACCACAAUCAGACGGUGAGACGGAUGAAGUCACUGCUAACCAAGACCAUGUGGAGAAACGUUGCAAUCCGAGCUGCAUCAGAUGCAUGUCAUUUGUUGCUCUUACAGUUUAUUGGUCAAGCUAUACUCCAAAUCAACAAAGAUGUUGUUAAAACCAUGGUGUUCAAUGGUUUCAUACUAUGCCAAGUCUUGGAUCUAUUCAUCAGUACCAUAAUUAUUUUUGCAAGGAAUGAAGAAGUAUCAGUAUCAGUAGUGAGAUUCAUGUGCAGUAGCCAUUGGUUUCUUAUGGCUUCGGGAGGUGUUAUGGCUAUGCAGGUUGUAGUGGUCGAGUUGUUGCAAAGUUUAGCAGAGUACGAGAGGCUAAAUGUGAUGCAAUGGGGCUUCUGCUUCAUUUACGCUGCUUGGAUGUGCGGGACCGGUCUCACCGUAAAACUCAUUGCAGAUUCAGCUUCGGAAGUGUUAUGGAGCUCGAGAUCAUCUGGUUCUCAGUUUGGGUAUCUGAGCCUAAGAAGGUCUAGCUUAAGGUUGUUUGUCAUUCCAUUUUCAGUGUGUGCUGUUGCUUCUUUUUCAUAUUAUUAUGUCAACCCUGACAUUGCCUGAAGAGCCUAUUACCUUUGUUUAAUUUUUUCGUUUUUAGGAAUUGUUUGUGUUAGCAUUAACACGUAGCGUCAGUGAUCAGUUAAACUGUUAAUUUAAAUUAAUCUUAAUAUCAAUGUCAAUUAAAUUAAGAUUUAAUUAUGUUAAA
This is a messenger RNA of Gossypium raimondii (Peruvian cotton), 3094 nucleotides long. RefSeq names its product putative calcium-transporting ATPase 13, plasma membrane-type. The record is from RefSeq and is a predicted model, not a curated record. NCBI's taxonomy places the organism in Eukaryota, Viridiplantae, Streptophyta, Magnoliopsida, Malvales, Malvaceae. The coding region runs from base 178 to 2949 and encodes 923 amino acids. Gene Ontology annotation, molecular function: P-type calcium transporter activity. Gene Ontology annotation, cellular component: intracellular membrane-bounded organelle. The transcript has 2 exons.